UUAAUCUCUACGCUUCUCUCUCUGCAAUUACUCUUUGAGAGCAUCUCUCUCUAGAAUAUUGAGUAUUGUUGACUUGAGCGUUGGAGUGUUUUCCCCGAGGAAACAACCUCGGGAUUUUCAGGUGUAGAAGCAGCUGAGGACUUCAACAGCGUUGGACUGCGAAGCUGCCGAAACACAUGCCAAACUGAACGCAUAAGAUUCGAUUCUUUACCAUUUCGACAAAAACAUCUCAAAAGAAGAGCGAAGAAAAAUGGAAGAUCAUUUAACAAGGAAGAAAAAGACCUCACACACUCUCACACUCCGCAGAAUACAAUGGUAUUCUCAAUCCUAAGCAUGUUCUUCCUAAACUGGUAAGCUUAGAUAAGAACAGAUGUACAGAAAACAGCAUAAGCUGAGAAAACACAAAAUAGAAACUGCCACCACCAAGCUUGAGGGACUAGUUGGAUAUGAUUUUUCCACAGAACUUAAGAAACAACUUUGAGAUGGCAAGAACAGAAUUUCUGCUAAGAACUACAAAUGAUACGACAAGACACUACCGCAACGAAUGGAGUGUGUUCACUUUGUCCAUGGCAGCCUUAACAGAGUUUCCAUAAUGCAUUUGGUACUUAGAAAUAGAGAAAUAUAAUGUCUGUGUCCAUGGCAGCCGUUGAAACUAAACUGAGCUUGAAGCUUCUGGUAGACACGAAAAGCCACAGGGUACUCUAUGCUGAAGCUGGCAAAGAGUUUGUUGACUUUCUGUUCAACUUACCGUUUCAGCCUAUUGGGUCGGUGAUAGCAAUUUUGUCUAAACAAGGGAUGGUUGGUUCCCUUGGAAAGUUUUAUGAGAGCGUUAAGACUUUAAGUGAUACAUAUAAGCAGGCAUCUCAGGUGGCCUUGGAUGCCCUGUUAAGUCCUACAGUUCAUACAUCAGCAGCUGUUCCUCAAUUGUUACCAAACAUUCAGAUGACAAAUUCUACGAGGUUUUAUGGGUGUAGCAGGACCUACAAUACUAGCUGUUAUAAUCCUGUGACGAACGACCCUGGUGUCAAAUGUCCUAGUCUUGGAACAUCAAUGGACAGGCAACAAAAGUAUGUUCGUGAUCCACCAAAUAAGAAUUCUUGCUCAACUGAAGAAGGUUAUGUGAAAGGUGUGGUGACCUAUAUGAUCAUGGAUGAUCUAGAGGUGAGACCAAUGUCUACCAUUUCAAGUACCACCAUGAUCAACAAGUUCAAUAUCAAAGAUAUAGGGGUGCUUGAAGAGAAGGUUGAUGUGGGCAUGGACCAGUUGUGGCCACAAAAUUUUCAGAAUUCUCGCUACAUUUGACGGGUUCUUUGUUGUAAUGUUGAUUGUAUACACUUUUAACAGUGUGGAAUUGCUAAAGGCUUCUUUACAUUCCAAUGCUAUUCUUACUGAAGUAUUCCUCAAGAAAAAUCCUUAUUUUGUAGCGGUGAGCAAGAUUGACUAAAUGCACUUGAAGGAAUCAAUUUAGGGAGCGCCGUUCCUUCAUAUACUCUUUGGUGGGUUUUGCUUAUAUAUUUUGUUUAUUGUCCUCCAAUAUCUAAUGUAUGUUUCAAAAUAUGGUAAAAUCUGACUUCUUGUUUUAUGUUGUUUUUGUGUGAACUUUUUUCAAGUCUUAAUUUUUAAAGAAAGACUAUGUUAUUUACAGUGAGUUGUGCAUCAUAGUAUUUUAUCUUUUAAACCAAGUCGGCUCUUCUUUUAUUUUCGUUCAAUAAAUUAAUGUCUUACUU
Molecule: messenger RNA, 1727 nt
Organism: Rubroshorea leprosula
Lineage: Eukaryota; Viridiplantae; Streptophyta; Magnoliopsida; Malvales; Dipterocarpaceae
Source: the annotation of a GenBank genome assembly